AAUAAUAUAAUAAGUCGCGUGGUGUGUAAUAGUUAUUACGGAAAAUACCGUAGUUUGCCGUUUUGUGUGUUUAAAUAUAAGAAAGAUAAGUGCAAUCAGUGCAUAUAUGUAUACUACAUAUAAAAAUUGCGCUGGUAAAUUGGUGUAAUUGUACUUCAGCGAGUUAGAAGCGCGUCCAUCUCGCUCUAGCUUAGGUUUCUGAAAAUAAAAUUUAUCGCGUUAUGUUUUGAUCGCUCGAAUCGUUUAGAAUAUAAUACCUGUAAUGUUGUAAUUUUCAGACAGGAGCAAUUAACAAAAAGUUCUAUGAAAAAUUAAACGCAUUUUAUUGUAUUGGAAAUCAGUUAAAUUGUUCUGCAUGUAAAAAGCAAUUCGAAAUGUAUCAACACAUUCAAUUACGAAGAUCGUCAAAUUGGUCUUCUAAAGCCACUUCCCAAAAAGCGGACGGAUUAAAUACGUUUAAAGAAAAGGAAGUUAUUGAAAUCUACGAUGACGAUGAUGUGCUGGUUUUAAAGGAGUUGUCUAAUAAAAUGGAUGAACUUGAAGAAGUAAUUUUAGUUGAAGAUGAUGAUGCUUUAAGUUUACCACAAUUAAGUAAUGAGUGUUGGAACGAUUUCGUGGAUGAAUUAACAAAAAAAUACGAAUAUGACGCGCUUCAAUCAACUUCCGUACCUCAGACCACUAAAGCAAAGAGAAAAUUCCAUAUUUCUGCUCGUAAUCUAUCACGAGCACAACGAGGUUAUGCCGCAACUAGAGAUGAAGAUGAAAGUGUGAUCAAUAUCAGUAGCGACGAAGAUGAACAAUCUAGUACAGUUCUACCUACAGAGCAUACACAUUCUUCGAGUAAGGAUUUCUCUCCAACGAUACAAGUACCAGCGGCUACUAAUAGCUGCACAUCUCCAUCGCAGUGCGAGUUAUUAACAUCAGUGGUGAAUGAAGGUAUUAAGAGUUUAGAAGAAGAAAAUAAAUUGGACAGUGGUCAGUUAAUUGAGCAUAGCGCAACAGCAGCAACCGAAAGAGUAAAUAAUGAAACAACUCAACAAAGUACUGAGCCAAUUUCAAAUUUAACGCUGCUUGUGGCGGACGCGCAAAGCCCCAUACAGCACAAUGUCAUGACUGAAUCAAAUAGCAGUACUGCCUGCACAGAUAAUAUAACAUUAUCAGAGUCUUUGCGGAGCAAGUCCCCUAGUCUGAGCAAACAUAAAGGGUUGUCUGGAAUUAACAAAAAGUACCAUGACAUUAAACGUAGAACAUAUAAAUUGACAUUUCAUCAAAUUUUACAAAUAUUCAACAUUGAAGAGGCGGCCCUAUCAGCUAUAGGUGCAGUACCUGGUGAACCCAUAGAGUUGGACUUUCCAGAUCUUGAUAUGAGAGAGUUUGUGAAAAUAGUCAAAAAUUACCAAGAGACAGAGUCCGUAGAUGAUGUGAGACACUUAUGGACGCAGAUUAAAAGUUGGUUAAGCGCCAUGAAACCAGCAUAUGGUACCACUACAAACUACACGAAAUAUCACAAAAAGCUAAAUUGGUACUUAUCUGAGUUAAUGGCGCAAUAUAUCAAAUUCGAAAUAGAGCACAGCAUACAAAAUGAAAACUACUAUAAAUUGAAAAUGGAGGCGUUGAUGCAUACCGUAUCCUCCUUGCUGAAUGAUGAUGUUAAUUUGAAAAUUUUAACUUUGCUGCGUACAAAUUUCCCCGAAAGGCCCAGCAACUUUCUGGAUGAUCUCUUCAAGAAAUUCUUAACCCACCCGAAAGUGCGUUUGGAAAACAAUGAUUACGGUAUUUAUCGGCUGAAAGUUUUAGCUUUUCAAAAAUGGAUGCACUAUUCAAAUAGAAAAAAAGAAGAUAUAGUGAAUAUUGCGAUUAAGGAGGGUUCUGCUUAUCUGCCAAGACUGGUGCCAAAAAAUACAGAGGAUGCAUUCUAUAGAGUUGAUUACAAUGUUCAGCUAAUUGAUGAUUACGAUAAGCAAGGCACAAGAAAACUAUUGGCGGAGAACGUUAGCAUUGAUGUGCUAAAAAAUACAAUCAAUAACUAUCUGCUGGUGUACGAAAGGCAACUAUUUGAUGAUUUCGUUUAUAGAUUAUCGCGUCGUCAAUGUUUGGAGCACUUCGACGUUUUGAAAUCGUCGACGUCAGACAAACGCCGGGCGUACCUCAUCGCGUCUCCAGGGAGGAAGCUAUGUAUGCGCAGGUACAGCCCGAAGGCGAUUACAUUGAGGACAUAUGCGCGCCAAUGUAAUCCUCGACGAAUGCAUCAAAGACACAACCACAAGAACAACAUUCGAGCAACGUAUUUACCAUUUACCGGAUGUGAUUUGCAGAAAAAUAGGUUAAGAAGGCAAUGUAGGUCUUUAGUGGCUAGGUCCCAAUGUGAUAUUAGUUUAAGUUGUAAAACCUUAAUUACUAAAGAUAUUUCGCUCGAUUCAACCGAUGAUGAAGCGCGAAUAGCACGAAAAACAAGAUCAACGUUACAAACGCAACCGAAAGACAACCGUCAAACCCACAGACUCCGGACUCGGAAAAUGAAACCAGUACGGCACCUGUGGAUACUGAAGAAGCGAGAAACAGCGAAAUGGAGAGACUCAAACGAAGCGCUAGCAACCACACUAGGAAAAUUCCACCUAAAUAAGUCGACACAAUUGUAUUGGACCCUGGACUCGGAAAAUGAAACCAGUACGGCACCUGUGGAUACUGAAGAAGCGAGAAACAGCGAAAUGGAGAGACUCAAACGAAGCGCUAGCAGCGGUCUCGUGCAGUGCAAUGCAAGUGCUUACCAAAAUGCGCUCGAAGUCGGCACAGUGGCGAUUUUGGAGCGUCGCGAACUAGAUCAGCCGGUUGUUACUGAUGAUAUCUACAACGGUAUCAUUAUACCGAUGGUUGGUGGCUAUUAAAAAGUGGUAGAAGAGGCCACCUCAUCUACAGCAGUCUUUCACCGCAUACAGUCGCUUCAGAAAGGAAUUGCAGCAAAAGCUUUGACAAUUGUCGAGCCAAUGCCAGACGUGCUGGCUGGACUCGUAGGAUUUAAUGAUGGAAGUGUGUAGCCAGUUUCUGAACCCAUGAAAAGGUCGGACAUCGUUGGACACUUAUUGAUGGAGGCGCGUGAGCCAUUUUUUGAACUCACGAAAAGGUCGGACAUCGAUAGGGACUUAUUUAUGAAUGUGUGUGAGCCAGUUCCUGAACUCACGAAUAGUUCGGAUGUGGACUAUAACAAAGACGAAGAAGAAGCAAUCAGAACGGUCGUGGAAACUAAAUCAGCUAAAAUUGAAGAAGACCUUUCAUCCAAUCAGUUCUCGGAUGAAGUUUUAUGUGAAAAAUUCGGCGAAGCUACUGCAUUGGAAGAGCAAACGUUGCACGACACACAAAAUAAUAUCAAUUCAGAGGAGACCGAAGAAGUUCGUGCUAAAAGCGAAUCUGCAGACAAUUUAUCUGAAAAAAAAAUUAGUUCCGAUCUUGAUGCUGAGAGCUCGACUAAAACCGCAAAAUCAACUCAGCUAAGCUCUGAAGAGAAUGAAGAAAGAGAGAGACAACAUUGGGUAAAAAAUAGUAAAGAAAUCGUACCGACCCAAGAAUGUAAUAUUUUGAAAGAUGUCUGUUUUUAUAAGGUUAAGACAUUAAAGAAGAAAGGGACAAAGUUGAAGAUAUCGAAUGUAAUAGCAGAAUACCUCACAAAGGAUAUGGAAAGUUUACUGAAACCAGUUGAAGAUAUGGAUGACGGUAAUAAAUUAUUAUUGCAAGAAAAGGAGAUAACGGCUGAAAUUAAUAUGGAUCAAGAGAAAGGUGAGACACUCGCUACAAGUAUAGAUAAGGGUAACUUAGAAGUUGGAAAUAUGGAUACUCGAAAGCGAGGAAGAAAGAUAUUCCAACAAACAAGGAAAAAGGAAAGACGCACAAAAAAUACCCAAACUACUCAAGUACCUACAGCAGCCGCUGCAGAGAAUCCUGCAAAACCAUUCUCAUCAACUGCUGUUAAAAAUGUCGAGGAGCAGAAGCAACCUGUAUUAGGCAUGCUUACAAUACCUCCACCAGUCACAGCAGAGAAACCUCUAAUAACAUCCUCAACAACUACUGUUAAAAAUGCCGAGGAGCAGAGGCAACCCGUAUUAGGCAAGCCUAAAGUGAAACCUACAAUAACAUCCUCAUCAACUACUGUUAAAAAUCCCGAGGAGCAGAAGCAAACCGUAUUAAGCAUGCCUACAAUACCUCCACCAGUCACAGCAGAGAAACCUGCAAUAACAUCUUCAUCAACAUCUGUUAAAAAUGCCGAGGAGCAGAAGCAACCUGUAUUAAGCAUGCCUAAAGUGAAACCUACAAUAACAUCCUCAUCAACCUCUGUUAAAAAUGCCGAGGAGCAGAAGCAAACCGUAUUAAGCAUGCCUACAAUAUCUCCAGCAGUCACUGCAGAGAAACCUGCAAUAACAUCUUCAUCAACAUCUGUUAAAAAUGCCGAGGAGCAGAAGCAACCCGUAUUGAACAUGCCUAAGGUAAAACCUGCAAUAACAUCCUCAUCAACUUCUGUGAAAAAUUCCGAGAAGCAGAAGCAACCCGAAUUAAGCAUGCCUACAAUACCUCCAGCGGUCUCUGCAGAGAAGCCUACAACAACAUCCUCAUCAACUGCUGUUAAAAAUGCCGAGAAGCCGAAGCAACCUGUAUUAAGCAUGCCGGAUCUCGAUUGGGUUUUUGAGCCGACUAUGUCCGAUGAACAAAUUACUGCUGCGUCGUCUAAUAACGUAGAACCCGAAGCAAUUGUCGACUCUACGACAACGGAAAUAUUAACAAAUCAGAAUGAAAACAUAUCAAAAACCGUCGAUGACGUCAGUCCGGAAACUAAACCGCUUACCGCAGCUACUGUGGACGCAGCUGCUUUAGAAAAAGUUACGCCACAGAAGUUAACCUCUGUUACACAACCACCGAAACGCGCCUCAUCACCCAAUGAAACAACCGAAGUGAAUACCAUACUCACACCCAUAAUUGUACAACCGAUAAUACGCAUACAAAGCCAAACCAACCGUUUAGAGCGCAUAGACCCCGCGCCAGGUACUUCACAGCAAGCUUUCCCAUUUACAAUACCAGAAAGUCUGCCGAAUUUAAUUGAUACGCUGGAUAUUAGUAAAAUUGAAGUAAAUGAUAUCAGUCGUCCAGAACGUAAUUCCACGCCCACACUCGAUGAACUUUUCAAAGAUGAAUACGAAUUAAAUUCAUCGAAUAAUUUGCUCUUAGUUCAGGACACAACUGCGCCGCUUCGAGAAUCACCGGUCAAACGUUUGUGUUUGGAAAAUGUUAACAAAACAAGAACAACAAAUGAAAAUUUCGACAUGUUGAAGAGCGAAGAAAAGCAGCAAAAGAAAGAGCAGUGCAAGCAAAAUGUUUCAAAAACAACCGAUUCGACUAGUUCUAAAACCGUUGAUUCGGUACCGAAGCCAACAGAAACUGAGAUAACGACAACGACGGUUUCGGACAAUGCACUUGUACACACGACAUCAGAGAACUACAAACAAAGCGCAGGCAGUCAGAAUGAAAAGAAAGUUGUAGAAAGUGCUAUAAGUAAACAACAACAACAGAAACCUUUGGAAGUUCAACCAACUAAGCAAAAGAUCAUCACGACGCCAAAGGAUUUGGCUAACUCUACAACCGUUGAUUCGGUACCGAAGUCAACAAAAACUGAAAUAACGACAACGACGGCUUCGGACAAUGCACAUGUACACACGACAUCAGAGAAUUACACACAAAGCGCAGACAGUCAGAAUGAAAAGAAAGCUGAAGAAAGUCCUACAAAUAAACAACAACAGAAAUCUUUGGAAGUACAACCAACUAAGCAAAAGGAUGACAAAUUUUCUAGCAAUGAGGAACCGAUUCUAAUCUGUAAAGAGACAUUAAUUGCGCUGAAGAAACUCGAAAGUGCCGCCAGAUAUUGGGCACCGAUUACAAUGUUUGAAGAGUUUCAACCACUUUCACCACUUGGAAUGAUGGAAGACUUUCAAUCACUUUCGCCGGGAAGCACGCCUGAAAGGUGUGCUGAAACAUAUACAGAUACAAAAUCAUCAGCUGAAAAACUGAGAGUAUCACCAAGACAACUCUUAGAAGAUUGCAAGGUAGAGAAGAGUGUACCAAAAAAAAUAGAAAAGUCAAAAAUUUUGCUCUCCCAAUCGAAUCAGUCAAAUGAUGUCCAGCAGUUGGGCACUAAAACUGAAUUACCCAAAAGUAGAUCCUCCACCACAAUGUCUAUGACUAAAUACGACAGCAUCAUAUGGUCACCGAUUGUAAUGAUGGAAGACUUUCAAUCACUUUCGGCGGGAAGCACGCCUGAAAGGUGUACCGAAACAUGUACUGAUGCAAAAUCAUCAGUUGAAAAACGGAAAAUAUCACCAAAAAAACUCAUAGAAGACUGCAAGGUUGAAAAGAGUAUACCAAAAACAUUAGAAAAGUCAAAAGUGUUACUCUCCCAACCGAAUCAGUCAAAAAGUAUACCCUCUAAAAAAACUCCUACGACUAAUUACGAAAGCACCGUAUGGACACCGAUUACAAUGAUGGAAGACUUUCGAUCACUUUCGGCAGAAAGUACGCCUGAAAGGUGUACUGAAACAUAUACAGAUACAAAAUCACCAGCUAAAAAACGGAAAAUAUCAGCAAGACAACUCAUAGAAGACUGCAAGGCAGAAAAUAGUGUACCAGAAACAUUAGAAAAGUUAAAAGAUUUACUCUCCCAACCGGAUCUGUCAAAUGAUGAUCAGCAGUUGUAUGCUAAAACUGAGCGACCCAAAAGUAUACCCUCCCCCACAAUGCCUACGCCUAAAUACGAAGGAGGCCGCGUAUGGUCACCGAUUACAAUGAUGGAGGACUUUCAUUCACUUUCGGCGGAUAGCACGUCUGACAGCGGUGCUGAAGAUACAAAACCAUCAGCUAAAAAACGGAAAAUAUCAGCAAGACAACUCAUAGAAGACUGCAAGGCGGAAAAUAGUGUACCAAAAACAUUAGAAGAGACAAAAGAUAUACUCUCCCAACCGAAUCAAUCAAAUGAUGGCCAGAAGUUGGGCACAAAAACUGAACUACCCAAAAGUAUACCCUCCCCCACAACGCCUACGACUAAAUGCGAAAGCAGUCCCAUGCCAGAUACACCAAGUAGCGAUGAGCAUAGCACCUGCGCUCGUACCAGCAUAGUGCAAUGUAAAAACCGCAAAGGCAGUAUUACAAGCCCAGCCUUAGCACAUGAAUCGCCGCCAAGUGCGAAAAGCAAUGCCACGGUGGACCUCAACAAAACAAAUGAAAAUACAAAAGCAAUCAGCCAGACAGAGAGAACGGAAGGAGAAGGCGUACGCCACACACCGUCCGUCAAAUCAAACCUCAGCAACAACUUAAAGGAUCUUCCGAGAGCAGAAGCAAUAAGCAAAAGUGAAACUAAAAACGAUUCUGUAAGCCAAACACCCACCAAAUCACCACGCUCUCGAGUACCACCAAAACCAAUGUUAGCUGUAGCACCAACGUUACUUCCUCAAAAUGCGCACCGUUUUCAUCCAUAUCAUAACCCUCAAACAGCGCCAAAUGUGGGAAGCACUCAUAAAAGUAAAGUGACGCCUGAACGACAACGUCGUGACAGUCUGCUAUCAACGCCCGAAAAUAACUCAAACAGAAAGAGGGAAUCUGUUAAAUCGGCUGAUAAGACUACGCCGCAACGCAAUGCAACAACACGAUCAUCAUUAAUGCAAUCACGACUCUCCUCACCAAGGUAUCAGUCUUCCUUCGGUACGCCACCAAUAAUUACCGACCCAGCAUCGGCUAAACUAACAGCCGAAGAAGAGGCGGAUAUAGCGCGUAAACUGACGGAAUACCGCACCAAUUUACCGCCAGCGAAAACUUAUGGCGCACAUAAAGAAAAUCAACGCUUAGUCAAUUUGUAUGGAGAAAUAUUGCGCCUCGAGUAUGCAGAGCGUGCAAUUCGUCGCAAAGCCAAACAAUUACGUAACACUCAACGUCUGAAACGCAAACUCCAAACCGAGUCGAAUCAGGCGCGUUGCAAGAAAUCCUUAGAGCAUAGAGAAAAACCAGAUGCCACGAAUAGUAGUAAUGGUAAUAAGAUAAGUGAUGGCGAUGGUCAUCGCCAGCAUAGAUCUAAACAGCAAUCACAAUAUGUAAAUAAAUUUGGUGAAAUCGAAAAAUUAGUCGAAAAAGAAAAGGUCACGGAAGAUACGGAAGCGAAAUGUUCAGUUCCGUUAACGGCAUCAACGGCUUGGGAGCCCAAAAUGCCAACCGGCCAUGAAUUAAUUGAACUCCUCAGUAAAACAAAGAAAUCGUAGACCAAAUAAGAAUGGUUAUCAAAUGCAUAAGUUGUUGUUGUUGUCGCAGGUAAAUGCUUCGAUGGGUGAACUAAGAAAUUGUACAGAAAGAAUUAGCGUAAAGCACGAAAUGUACAAAAUAUUUAUAUAAAAGUUAUCAGAACUCAGCUACAAAAAUAUGUUCUACAUAAGUAGCCACAGAGAAAGACAUUUUCAGGGUUUUGUAACCGUUAGUACUAUUAUAUUCAUGCCCUGAUAUACCCUAGGAUUCCAUGAAGUCCGUGACAUCCAAAAGAAAACGACGGAAAUCCUAUAAAGUAUAUAUACAUAUAUACAUAUAAAUAUAUAAAUGAUCAGUUUGAUGAGCUGCGUUAAUUUAACAAUGUCCGUCUGUCUCUCCGUAUAUAAGCGAAUUAGUCCCUCAGUUUUUGAUAUAUCCAACUGAAAUUGUGCACAUAUCCUUUUCUCCCCAAGCAGCUACUCGUUUAUCACAGUCAAUUAUAUUGAAGCACUAUUGGUGGCCAUACAAAAUUAUCGACCAACAACAAGUCCUUGUGUGAACAACUUUUCAUUUGUCAAGAUAUCUUUACGAAAUUUUACUUGGACAACAUUACAAUCUCCGGAUAAACAUAAUUAUUGUUCAA
This is a messenger RNA of Bactrocera tryoni, 8905 nucleotides long. RefSeq lists its product as uncharacterized. Lineage: Eukaryota; Metazoa; Arthropoda; Insecta; Diptera; Tephritidae. The record is from RefSeq and is a predicted model, not a curated record.